AAUUUACAAUAUAAAACUUACAAAUUUUGGUAUGAUUAAAUUUUAUGGUGCAAUCUCGGAAUCGAAUGAAUAUACGAGCAAUAUUAGGGACAUUUGUUUUGAAGUUAUCAUCCAAAUCUCAUUCAUGCCAAGUCUCGCGAAUCCUCUUCUCUUUUGUCAAAACAAUCCCUGAAGAAUAAAGAAAAAAAGGUCGGGUUUUUUGUGUACUAAUAGCAGAAAGAACAAAAAUUCUACCUUCAAAAUUUUGUCACUGCCUUUCUUCUCUGCACAAAAUAUCUUGCACUAGACUAGUUAUGUCAUGAAUCUGUUCUCUGCACAAAAUAUCUUGCACUAGAUGUACUAUGAAUCUGGGCAUUUUCAGUAUAUAAUACUAAUUCCAGAUCUAGAUCAUCCUUAUCAGAGAAUGAUUAUAAAGGAAGCAAAUCUUAGUAUUAUUAUCCCUUCCUUAUACAACCCAAUUUCCUUUUCCUCAUCAAAAACUCCCAAAAUUAUGUCCACAAUCUCCUCAAUCCUCACAAAACAAGAAACUGCUCAUAAUCCAUCUGAUAACACAAAAUCCCACGAAAUGCCAACAAUUUCCCCCUUUGAUUUCAAGUCAUACAUGGCUGAAAAAGCCAGAUCUGUGAAUAAAGCUUUGGAUAUGGCUGUAACCCUAAAACACCCAGAACAAAUCCAUGAAGCAAUGAGAUAUUCUUUGCUUGCAGGAGGAAAGAGGGUCAGACCAAUUCUUUGUAUCGCAGCCUGCGAGCUCGUAGGAGGGGAUCAAUCGGCAGCAAUGGCUGCCGCUUGUGCUGUGGAAAUGAUUCAUACCAUGUCAUUAAUACACGAUGAUCUUCCUUGUAUGGACAAUGACGAUCUCCGCAGGGGAAAACCCACCAAUCACAUAGUGUUUGGUGAGGGUGUUGCUGUCCUUGCAGGGGAUUCCCUCCUGUCAUUUGCUUUUGAGCACCUGACAACAGCCACCCCACUGAGCCAGGUCUCCCCGGGACAGAUAGUGUGCGCUGUAGGCGAACUGGCUCGGGUUAUCGGGGCAGAAGGGCUUGUGGCGGGUCAGGUGGUCGACAUCGAUUCUGAAGGGGCUGUCGAUGUCGGCCUCGAUCAGCUCUUGUUUAUCCAUAUGCAUAAAACUGCCAAGCUUCUUGAAGGUUCAGUUGUAAUUGGAGCUAUUAUUGGUGGUGGAAGUGAUUUAGAGGUGGAGAAGCUAAGGAAAUUUGCAACUAGAAUUGGGUUGUUGUUUCAGGUUGUAGAUGAUAUAUUAGAUGUGAUUAAAUCAACAGAGGAAUUGGGGAAAACUGCAGGGAAAGAUUUGGUAGCAGAUAAGGUAACAUUCCCUAAAUUGAUGGGGGUUGAAAAAUCAAAGGAGUAUGCUGAAAGAUUGGUUAAAGAGGCCAAAGAACAGCUUGUUGGGUUUGAUCUAGAGAAGGCAAAACCAUUGAUUGCUCUUGCUGAUUAUAUUGCUAAUAGACAGAACUGAUUGAACAUAUUUAAAUUUGAGUCUUUUUGGAACUUAUGGAAGAAGUUGUUUAUUGUUAUAGUUGUAGUAAAUUUGACUAAUUUUGUUUAGAAAAGAGGAACAAUUAGAUGCUCAAUUUAGGAUACAAUUGCUAUGAAAUCUCCAAUGUACAAGCAUUAACUUUCUUACUGAUUUUAAUACAUAGUGGAUAUUAUCAUUGUUUGUUUAAUUAUAGAAAUUAUUUUGUAGACUUGGGUCUCAUCCAUAAGCCAAAUUAGAAAGUCAAAGUUGAGGGGACAAGGUAUAUGAAGAAUGCUAUCACUAUAUAAUCGAAAAAUCUUUAGGGGUUGACAAACUAGGCCGUAGAGGCUGAGCACUGCCAGCCCCAUGUGGAGUUGGAAGAUAAAGUAAGAGUAAUCUAGAGAACUAUAGAUGAAGAAAACUAGAAAAGGAUGACGAAAACUAGAAAAGGAUGAUAACACAUGCAUCUACUAAACAAGUUUAUAAAUACAACUUGAAAUGCUUGUAUGGAAGUGUGCUUACAAAAAGAUAGGAAGUAAGUAUCGAGACACUGAGCUCAAAAAAUUAGAGUGUUAGUAUGUAUAGGUAAGGAGCAAGCGUUUC
Molecule: messenger RNA, 2077 nt
Organism: Amaranthus tricolor (Joseph's coat)
Lineage: Eukaryota; Viridiplantae; Streptophyta; Magnoliopsida; Caryophyllales; Amaranthaceae
Product: geranylgeranyl pyrophosphate synthase, chloroplastic-like
Exons: 1
Coding region: 335-1474 (379 amino acids)
Biological process (GO): isoprenoid biosynthetic process
Molecular function (GO): geranylgeranyl diphosphate synthase activity
Source: RefSeq, a predicted model, not a curated record